This is a messenger RNA of Colletotrichum orchidophilum, 1098 nucleotides long. RefSeq lists its product as uncharacterized. Lineage: Eukaryota; Fungi; Ascomycota; Sordariomycetes; Glomerellales; Glomerellaceae. Bases 1 to 1098 code for a protein of 365 amino acids. Gene Ontology annotation, molecular function: hydrolase activity, acting on ester bonds. The transcript is spliced from 4 exons. The record is from RefSeq and is a predicted model, not a curated record.
AUGAUGGCUCUUGCCAGAGCUUGCUUGCUUGGGUUGGCAUCAGCGGCAGCAGUUGCCUCUCCAGUUGCAGCAGAAACUCCGUUCAGCUGGAACAACACGGAAUAUGUACUCACAUUUGGUGACUCCUACAUCUUCGUCCAAGGUACCGAAGGUCGCUGGGCGUACAGCUUUAUUGGAUCCCAGCUGAAUAUCUCCUUCACGCCUGAGCAGCUUCUCGGCGAUCGCAUCGUUCCAGGGCAGAACACGUCUUCUGCCGGCGGCCCCAACUGGGUUCAAGAGCUGACUGGUUGCAAAGAGGGCUAUCCUCGGGACUGCGAGAAGCAACUCUGGGGGUUCGCCUACGCCGGGGCUGACAUAUCUACGACCUUACAGAGUAGCGUGCCAUUGCAUUGGGACCAUACCAUUUCCUAUGAGAAACAGAUUGACCAAUGGGACACCUACGGCAAGUCGGUCAUCAACGCGGACACUGCGAAGUCGCUCGUGGCCUCUUGGAUUGGUAUCAAUGAUAUCAACGACAUGGCCGACUUCCACCUUCCCGUCAACGGGCUGGGUAGUUGGGAAGAAUUGUACACUGCAGUUAUCGCCGAGCAGUUUGCAGCAUUGGAGACAGUUUACACCGCCGGGCAUCGCAACUUCUUGUUCUUGAACUUACCCCCACUCGACAAAAACCCCGCAUCGCAACUAAACCCAGCACGUCUACCAAGCACAGACAUGAUCAAGACAUUCAACGGCGUAGUCAACCAGACGGCAAAGGCAUUCUCGGAAAAGCACCCCAAUGCGACCGUGUUGGUAUUUGACACGUACAGCUGGCUCACACAGGUCUUUGAUAACGCGGCAUCGUUUGGGUUUACCAAUACUAUGUCGUUCUGCCGCAGCUACAAAGCUUUGGAUAUCGACACCAAUUAUGCCGCAUACGGGUGUCAGCCGAUCCAUGAGUACUUUUGGUACAACUCUGGUCACGUCACGUACCAUGUUCACGAGAUUUUGGCCCAAAAGGUCGAGGAAUUUCUUAUCCAGAAGAGUGCUGGUGGCUCUGGCGGGAAGAAUCAGACGGCGAGCACGUGGGGGACGAGAUGGAUUGGCGGGGAGUCGACAUGA